AUGUCCUUUGGCUUUACUAACGUACCUGCAACUUUUCAAGGGCUGAUGAAUGACAUAUUCAAGCUCUUCUUAAGGAAGUCCAAAUGCAAGUUUGGAUUGGAGGAAAUCGACUACUUGGGCCAUGUAAUUUCUGCUAAGGGUGUGAGGGCUGAUCCUUCAAAAUUAGCAGCUAUGCUUGAAUGGCCAAUUCCUGGAUCUUUGAAGGCAUUGAGAGGCUUCCUUGGUCUCACUGGAUACUAUAGGAAGUUUAUAAAAAAUUAUGGCACUAUCGCAACACCAUUAACUAAUCUGUUAAAGAAGAAUGCUUUUGUUUGGAGUGACAUUGCUACUCAGGCCUUUAGCAAGUUGAAGAAGGCAGUUACUGAACCUCCUAUCUUGAGGUUACCUGGUUUUUCUAAGGCCUUUACAAUAGAGUGUGAUGCUUCUAAUGUAGGGUUGUGGGUUGUCCUUAUGCAAGAAGGCUAG
Messenger RNA from Juglans microcarpa x Juglans regia, 465 nucleotides. RefSeq lists its product as uncharacterized. Lineage: Eukaryota; Viridiplantae; Streptophyta; Magnoliopsida; Fagales; Juglandaceae. The record is from RefSeq and is a predicted model, not a curated record. The transcript has 2 exons. The coding region runs from base 1 to 465 and encodes 154 amino acids.